Molecule: messenger RNA, 1584 nt
Organism: Exophiala aquamarina CBS 119918
Lineage: Eukaryota; Fungi; Ascomycota; Eurotiomycetes; Chaetothyriales; Herpotrichiellaceae
Exons: 1
Coding region: 1-1584 (527 amino acids)
Molecular function (GO): iduronate-2-sulfatase activity
Source: RefSeq, a predicted model, not a curated record
AUGUCGUACUCUGUACCAGCCAAGCCAUGCCCUCUGAAAAUAAAGAGCAAGCAUGGUCAGCAGCGGCCGAACCUGGUAAUAUUCAUGCCAGACCAGCUUCGCUACGAUUCGUUGGGAUGCACCACGAAAGGAGUUUCUCCUGUGAAAACGCCCAACAUUGAUGCUUUCAGUCGAAGAGGCACGCUUUUCAACAACUGCUUUGUCCAGGCAUCAGUAUGCUCGCAGUCGAGGUGCUCCAUGUUUACGGGGACAUAUCCACAUGUCAGUGGGCAUCGAAGUCUGGAGAAUCUCAUCAAGCCUUGGGAGCCGAAUAUAUUUCGAAGUCUCAAGGAGAGUGGCUACCAUGUGGCGUGCCUAGCUCCCAGAGGUGAUACUUUUGCACCUACUGUUACCGAACUGAGCGUGACUGAGUACGGAUUUCUCGAAACGCCUGAAGUCGUGCCUAAGUUCACCGGAGGGGGUGCACCUGAAAAUAUUGAUAAAGAGAAUAUCUGGAGUCGAUUAUUCUACAAAGGGCUGCGGAAUUCGACAGAAGCCUCGGACUACGACGACGCAGUAGUCCGAUCGGCACUUACGUGGCUAGAUUGUCCACCCAACGAUAAGCCUUGGGUCCUUUUUAUGCCGUUGCUCUUCCCACACUGCCCAUUCCAAGUUGAGGAGCCAUACUUUUCUAUGUACGACCGCUCGGCUAUGCCCCCGGUAAAGUCGACUCCGAAGGACAAGACCGGAUACGAACCGCGAUAUAUGACGGUGAAUCGUGAACAGUACGGCACGCACCGCGCAACCCCUGAGAUCUGGGCCGAGAUCAAAGCUACGUACUACGGGAUGAUAUCUCGCUUGGAUGAUCAAUUCGGGAGGAUUAUCGCAAAGCUCGACUCAUUAAGUCUAUGGGAUGAGACUGUAACCAUGUUCUUCACGGACCACGGCGAGUACCUUGGAGACCAUGGGAUGAUCGAAAAGUGGCCGUCAGGGCUGUCGGAAACACUAGUCCACGAACCACUCAUCAUUGGUGGUGCCGGUCUACCUCAGGGUCAGGUCACGGAGGUCAUGGCCGAGAUGGUCGAUCUCGUCCCGACUAUCUUCGAGUUGUGCGAGAUAGGAGAGCACUUUCCACAUAAUGGCCAGUCGCUGGUCCCUGUGCUCAUCGACGGGAAGUCUGAACAUAAAAAGUAUGCCUUCUGUGAAGGUGGCUUUCUGAUCAGCGAGGAACCACUGCUCGAACAAGCACCCUAUCCGUACGACAUCAAGGCAAGUCUCCAGCACAAGGAUACGGCUUUAGUGGGCAAGGCCAUUAGUAUUCGGAGUCAAGAGUGGGCAUACGUCUAUCGAUUGUACGAACCGGCAGAGCUGUACCACCGCAUCAACGAUCCGGAAGAGAUGCACAAUCUAGCCCACGACCCCGAGCAUGCGAGCGUCGCACGCGCCCUGGAAAGUGAGAUCUUCCGCUGGAUGGUUGGUGGCUCGGACUUCCUGCCCUGGCAGAGGGAUGCUCGUUUCCCCCAGGUCCAGCUGAAAUCCCCAAGAGAGCAGUUUCUAGAACGCCUGGAGCGGGCAGAUCAAGGGAUGAAUGGAAAUGCCAAAUAA